CAUCUAUUGGCGAGUCUUAGAAACUCUAACGUGAGAUGUGAACGAGAACAUGUCAUUAAUUUUGAUAGAUACUGUUGACGUAAUUCCACAGAUUUUGUCAUGGGAGGUAGUCCCUGUUCUUUUGAGAAGGAUGCAGUAUAGAUGAUUUGCCAAAAAGAUAUUCCUGCUUUGGAAGGGAAGAGUUCAGUCUCACACAAGCAGAAUGACAGAUAACACAGUCAUUAAAGAAGAAGAUCCCUUACAAUGUAAUGAAAAAAGUGGCCUACACAUAGAACAGGAAUAUGCAUGGUUUAUUAAAGAGGAGUGUGAUUUACCAGAAGAAGGAAACAAAGACAAAACACAUAGCUUUUGUAUAUCUGACAUAAAUGGAGAUUCAUUAAACAAGUGUAAAAGGUAUCCAUUUGUGAAGUAUGUUAAGCCACCUGUAAUUGAUGAACCCUAUGUGUGCAAAAUAUGUGGUAUGAGAUUUUCCAAAAACGGCAAUUUAGAAAGACACAUGCAGAUGCAUUAUGGAGUCAGGUCUUAUGGUUGCAAAAUUUGCAAUAAGAAAUUUACUCAGAAGUGGAAUAUGAUAAGACACAUGAAACUGCAUACAGGGGAAAAACCUUUUUGCUGUGAGGUAUGUCAUGAAAAAUUUUCUCAGAAGCAGAAUUUAAUUACUCAUAUUAGAGUUCAUACCGGUGAAAAACCAUUUACCUGCAAGAUUUGUGCCAAGAAAUUCUCACACAAAAGUGAUCUCGUGAUGCACCAUAGAACACACACAGGCGGAACCUUAUAACUGCAAGAAGUGUG
Molecule: messenger RNA, 792 nt
Organism: Penaeus vannamei (Pacific white shrimp)
Lineage: Eukaryota; Metazoa; Arthropoda; Malacostraca; Decapoda; Penaeidae
Product: gastrula zinc finger protein XlCGF8.2DB
Biological process (GO): regulation of gene expression
Cellular component (GO): nucleus
Source: RefSeq, a predicted model, not a curated record